Molecule: messenger RNA, 884 nt
Organism: Sturnus vulgaris (Common starling)
Lineage: Eukaryota; Metazoa; Chordata; Aves; Passeriformes; Sturnidae
Source: RefSeq, a predicted model, not a curated record
GUAUCACACCAGAGGAGUUCAUAUCCCAGUCCCCUGAAAAACAAAGUAAAUACUACCAGAUGAAGAAGCUGCUUUCAGAAAUUCUCUCAGUUCAACUGGAAAAUGUUCACAUUUUCAGUGUACUGAAUAGCCCAAGUCCAAUCCAAGGGGUUGAUGUUUGGUUUGCAGUUUAUGGUCCACCUUACUAUAAAGCAGAAAAACUUAAUGGCAAUGUAGCAGCUUCCAGAGCCUGGCUGGAAAGCAUUCUGGACAUAAAUAUCACCCAGACUGGCAUUGAUGAAUGUGUGACUGCAGACUGCACUCAUAGCAGUGGAUGCAUCAGUAAGCAUGAACAAAACCAUGUACCAACCAUAACCACAGCUGGAAGCAUUUCACUGGUGUCUGUGACAGUCCUGAGUCGUGCUGUGUGUGGCUGUGCUGCUCGGGAGAAUCCUCAUCUUUCCUGCUCCUCAUACCAGACAAACCCCUGUCUCAAUGGUGGCACAUGUGUGGAUACUGUUUUGGGCUACAGAUGCAAAUGUGCUGCAAAUUUUCAUGGACCAGACUGCCAGCAGACAAAACACAGCUUCACAGGCCACGGUUAUGCCUGGUUCCCUCCUCUUCAGCCUUGCUUUGAGAGCCGCAUCUCCCUAGAGUUUAUCACUGAAGUUGUUGAUGGCCUUCUGUUGUACCAUGGACCAGCAACACAAGGGCAGCCUGGAGAACGGGAAAAUUUCCUUGCUUUAGAACUCUCUGGUGGUGUCCCAUCGUUGACUGUGAGCCACAGCUCUGGUGAGCUUUUCCUGAAGCUGUCACAAAAAGUUAAUGUUGCAGAUCGCCGCUGGCACAAUAUUAAAAUUAUAAAUGAUGGAAAGGCAAGUGUAAAUAUGGGCAGUCCUGUAUAA